ACCAUUGGACCAUUGGACCAUUGGACCAUUGAACCAUUGAACCACUGCUGUAAUUAGCCAUUCAGCCUCAUGUAAUCACAGCUACUCAGUUGAAUCCUACCAUCUGUGGUAGAUGAAGGAAAAAGAGAUGGGACGAAGAUGAAAGGAAAUAAAGGAGGGAUGAUGACACCAAAGGUUACCUGCAGGAGAGAUUUAAAGCAGUCAAUCAGUCGGCCUCACUUUCACAGAGUCCACUGGAGGAACAAACACAGGACGCAGCAGCAGAACAGACACACACACACACACAGAACCAUGAUGGAAUACUACCAGAUACUAGGAGUUCCCAAAGGAGCAACGCAAGACGACAUCAAAAAGGCAUACAGAAAGUUGGCACUGAAGUGGCAUCCAGACAAGAACCCAGACAACAAAGAAGAAGCAGAGAGGAAGUUCAAAGAGCUGUCGGAGGCCUAUGAAGUUCUCUCAGAUGAAGAUAAGAGGAGCAUUUAUGACCGAUACGGAAAACCGGGGGGAGGGGGAGGAGGGGGAGGAGGAGGAGGCGGUUACGAUCACUUUGGCGGCGGCUUCACAUUCCGUAAUCCUGAGGACGUUUUCAGGGAAUUCUUUGGAGGCAGAGAUCCAUUUGCAGACCUUUUUGCUGACGACCCGUUUAAUGAUUUUCAUUUUGGAGGAAGUCGCAGUCGUCAGAGGGGUCCGAGCCGGAACAGAAUGGGGGGUUCAGUCUUUGGUUUCGGGGGCUUCCCAUCUUUUGGGGCUGGUUUCUCAGGGUUUGACUCAGGUUUUGGCUCCUUUGGAGACAUGAGCGGGGGAGGAGGAGGCUUCACCUCCUUCUCCUCAUCGUCUUUCGGCAGCGGCGGAGGAGCAUCAGGCAACUUCAGAUCGGUGUCCACCUCCACCAAGUUUGUCAACGGCAGGAAAAUUACAACCAAACGAAUCGUGGAGAACGGUCAGGAGCGAGUUGAGGUGGAAGAAGACGGUCAGUUAAAAUCUCUAACAGUCAAUGGUAAGGAGCAGCACCUCCAACUGGAUAACAAGUAAAUGACACUCCACCUGAUUUAUACAAUACUCAGACCCAACGAACCAAAACCCACACAGUCUGUGACCAGGUGACCCGCAGUCUGUGACCAGGUGACCCACAGUCUGUGACCAGGUGACCCACAGUCUGUGUGACCAGGU
Molecule: messenger RNA, 1173 nt
Organism: Cynoglossus semilaevis (tongue sole)
Lineage: Eukaryota; Metazoa; Chordata; Actinopteri; Pleuronectiformes; Cynoglossidae
Gene: dnajb6b
Product: DnaJ heat shock protein family (Hsp40) member B6b
Molecular function (GO): Hsp70 protein binding
Source: RefSeq, a predicted model, not a curated record